Molecule: messenger RNA, 537 nt
Organism: Symbiodinium sp. CCMP2456
Lineage: Eukaryota; Dinophyceae; Suessiales; Symbiodiniaceae
Source: the annotation of a GenBank genome assembly
AUGGAAGAGGCGCUCGGUGUCCGAGAGACCCCGGCUCGACCUUCAGCAUCACCUGCUCCAGAUCCGACGAAGGUCAUGAGGAAUGUUUUCCCGUACUUGAAAUUGCCUGAGCGACUGGCCAUUGCGAGCAUCUGCCAGAGUUGGUACCGAGUUCUCCCUCCUCGUGAUGCAGAGAUUUCACGGGCUGUGUACGUACGCGGAUUGGCCUCGGUCAUCGACAAGAACUGGUCUGUGCAGUUCCGUCACAACGACUCACAGGGCUGGGACUCUAUUUCCGUCCGACUUGAGUAUCUUGGGCGAUCUCUGGCGCUCAGGAAAAAAUUCCGACCUCGCUUUGUGGGGAUCUGUUUUGGACGAUUUGAGAUUCCAGGCGAAUGGCGGAAGGCCGACCGGUACGCGGUCAGUCAGCAAAAAGAACAGCUGGCACAGGUCAUGAAGAAGUAUGGAUUGAGAAAAGCCGACCAGGGAGAAGGGAAAUUUGAGUUCUUGAAGGUCAUGGUGGGACUCGAUGUCUUAAUCGACCACAUUGAUGAUUAA